CUUGUUUUUUUUUUGAACGGGGAAGGCCAAACUGACCCUUAUAUUUCAUGUGAUAUGAGUGUUACAUCAUUUGCUAGUACAUCAAUGAGGAAACCAGGAGGCUCCUUCAUCCACUUUAUAGUUCUAAUGAAAUCAGCAUUGCUAGCUAAAGUAUCUGCUACCAUAUUUGUCUUUCUAGGACGACAGUAAUUAAACUGAAUAAAACUAAAGUGGUCCGUGGGUUCCACUUUUGUUCUAGUACCAGUCUUCCCCUUGUUUAUAACGCUCGCCGAGUUUUUAUCCCACCCGACCAAACGUUGGUCCGUGGGUCGCACACUUCGACAAGCAUGGGAGCAUAUAUGUAUCGUAUCGCCACGCCUCCAAGCUUGACUGGUCCCGUCGGCCGCACCAAGCCGAGCGCUUCCUCAAGUCCCGCCCGACGAUGCGUCAACAGUCAAGACUGACAGCCAUACCAUCCGCGAUCAAGUCCUUCGCCCCCAAACCAAGGAAAGACGUUUGUCCCGUUGGUUCGGUCGGGUCGUCAAACACCCCGUGCUUGAACCAACCUGCCGGCCGCUUUCCCCUACACUCCACAGAGCCAGUUCAUGGGAGGCCCGCCCGACGCUUCCCCCCUCAUUCAGUUGCGCCUAGGAUCCUUCGCCCCUGCCGCGACCAGAACUCGGAUCAUCAAUCGACGAGCUCCUGGGUGAUCCUCUGUUCGACUGGCUUCUCCUCUUGAGAGCAGAAAGAACGCAGCAAUUCCUUUCACCAACAUCUUCAAGUUCAUGAUUCCCUGUCCGUGCUCAACCAAUAAAAUAGAUUUCAGUCACACAUUCAGAAAUGGGUCACGCCAUUGCCGAGGAUGACAUAGAACACAUACCAUGUUCAGAAGCAGAUUCACCAAUUCUGACUGAAUAUCACAUCACAGUCCCUACCCUUCACGAUGGACUGAUGCAAGGGGCAGACCAGCACGAGAGACGACUUCUGGAUUUCCUGAAAGCAACGCCUUCAGUGCAAUGGCUGAAGGACAUCAACGUCUGCGCGCCACUGGGAAAAAUUCAGCUGCCAUCGAUCGGCGUCCACCGCUACCUCCAUGUCCACUUCAUCAGAACAGUCGACUGGAGCUCACUGCUCACCCUCUGCAAGAACCACCUCAAGCAUCCACUCAACAUCGCCCUACUCAUCUGGCUGCUCUGCGUCGCCGCCGCCGGCGCCAUGCUAGGACUGCUCCUGCUGGGAUUUCUGAACAAGGCAUUCCCUUCCAAGGCCUUGAGACACCACUGGAUAGAGAUCGACAACCAGAUCCUCAACGCCCUCUUCACGCUCAUGAGCAUAUUCCAGCAUCCCAACCUCGUCCACCACCUCGUUCUCCUCUGCCGGUGGCGUCCGGAGGACGCCGCCGAGCUAAGAAAGGUGUACUGCAAGAAUGGCGCCCGCCGUCCCAACGAGCGAGCGCACAUGUCCUUCGUGGUGGCCCUCCUCCACGUCACCUGCAUCUCGCAGUACAUGGUGUGCAGCCUGUACUGGGGCUACCCAAGCAGGUCACGCUCCGAGUUCGCCGAGAACUUGUUCUUCAUCCUCGGCGUCGCCGCGCCGGUCGUCGCCGGCACUCACGCGGUGUACAGCCCUCUAGGCAGAGACGACGACGAGGACGCUGCCGCCUCCUGCGAGGAGACGAAGCAGCUCCACACAGCAGCCGGAGCCGAAGAAUCGCCGGAAGAAAGGACGGUGGCCGGCAGCCCGAUGUGGGCGGGGGAGCUGCUGGACUGCGGCGAGGACCCGGCGGCGUGCUACCUGUCGUUCCUGUGCACGUUCUGCGUGUUCGGCUGGAACAUGGAGCGGCUCGGGCUGGGCAACAUGUACGUGCACACGGCCAUGUUCCUGCUGCUGUGCGUCGCGCCCUUCUGGGUGUUCAACGUCACGGCGCUCAACAUCCACGACUACGUCCUCAGCGACGCCUUCGGCGCCGCCGGCGUCGCGCUCUGCUUCCUCGGGCUCCUGUACGGCGGCUUCUGGAGGAUCCAGAUGAGGAAGCGGCUCGGGCUGCCCCGGAGCAGGUGGUGCUGCGGCUCGUCGUCGCUGACGGACUACGCGCAGUGGCUCCUCUGCUGGCCGUGCGCGCUCGCGCAAGAGGUGCGCACGGCGAACCUGUACGACGUGAAGGACGACGGCGGUUUCUACGGGAAACUGGUGGACGGCGGUGACCCGGAGCGAGGGCCGGACGUGCCGGUCUCCGCUGAAGCGCAAGAGGUGAUCGGUGGUGUUGUCAAACUGACGGUGGACGGCGAGAUGGCCCCGCCCGUCCAGCCGGUGGUAGAGUCCGGACGGCAGAGGCAAGCCGGCGACGGCGACAUUGUGGCCAAUGGUGGUAGUACCGUCCAGCUCAAAAGUUGACAUCGGCUGUUGGGUGGUGACUGAAACUACCUACAAUGGAAGUAACAUUACAUAGUUAGAUGCCACCUAAGCAAAAAUAUGAUGUGGCAAUUAAUUAAUGAAAAAAGAAAGAAAUUGAGUAAUUUAACAUGUUACUCAUAGUAGGAGUAACACAACGGAUACCGAGGCAAGAUGAGUCUACAUGCUCAUAAAUAAAAGGCUCAAUGUUACUACA
This is a messenger RNA of Hordeum vulgare subsp. vulgare (domesticated barley), 2587 nucleotides long. RefSeq lists its product as uncharacterized. Gene Ontology annotation, molecular function: cyclase activity. The coding region runs from base 820 to 2373 and encodes 517 amino acids. The transcript is spliced from 2 exons. Lineage: Eukaryota; Viridiplantae; Streptophyta; Magnoliopsida; Poales; Poaceae. The record is from RefSeq and is a predicted model, not a curated record. Gene Ontology annotation, biological process: sesquiterpene biosynthetic process.